Messenger RNA from Sarcophilus harrisii (Tasmanian devil), 909 nucleotides. It is a transcript of the gene POLR2J, whose product is annotated as RNA polymerase II subunit J. Gene Ontology annotation, biological process: transcription by RNA polymerase II. Gene Ontology annotation, cellular component: RNA polymerase II, core complex. The coding region runs from base 421 to 774 and encodes 117 amino acids. The transcript has 4 exons. The record is from RefSeq and is a predicted model, not a curated record. Gene Ontology annotation, molecular function: protein dimerization activity; DNA binding. NCBI's taxonomy places the organism in Eukaryota, Metazoa, Chordata, Mammalia, Dasyuromorphia, Dasyuridae.
GAAACAGGCGCAGAGAGAUCGGCCCAGGAGGACACCGGAGGGGAGCGGAAAAGGCGGGAUUAGAACCCGGCUCCUCCGCCCCCGUCUCGUCUCCAGCGCGGUCCGAGAACGGGUGUGAGCCCGAGAGCCACGGGCUGCAGCGCUGGAGCCGCGUCGCCCCCUCGCGGGGCGAAAGGAACACGUCCUUCGUUCCUAGACCCGGCCCAGACGCGCAUGCGCCGAUCUUCCUCCUCUCCCCUCCCCUCCCCCCGGCUUCCUUCCCUUUCUGCUCCUUAGCGCGGCGGAGUGUUACUUCCUGUUCCGCCGUGGACGCGCACGCGCAAACUGCUUUGGCAUCUCGGCGUGCCCCGGAAGCGGAAGUUGUGCCGGGCCGGGGAACACCGAUAGCGGCGGCGGCGGCGGCGGCGGCGGUGGCAGAGAAUGAACGCGCCUCCGGCCUUCGAGUCCUUCCUCCUCUUUGAGGGAGAGAAGAAGAUCACCAUUAACAAGGACACCAAAGUCCCCAAUGCCUGUUUGUUCACCAUCAACAAGGAGGACCACACGCUGGGGAACAUCAUCAAGUCACAGUUACUGAAAGACCCUCAGGUGCUGUUUGCAGGUUACAAAGUCCCCCACCCCCUGGAACACAAGAUCAUCAUUCGGGUACAGACCACUCCAGACUACAGCCCCCAGGAAGCGUUCACUAAUGCCAUCACAGACCUGAUCAGCGAACUCUCCUUGUUGGAGGAACGAUUCCGGGUUGCUAUCAAAGACAAACAAGAAGGAAUCGAAUAGUUCUUGCUGUCCUUCCCCUGCAGUUUUGACUUCCAACUGGUAUGAAAAGUUAAAUGGGGGAAACUUUCUUAUUGCUUUUCUCUUCGGCGUACAACUCCUGUAAUUUCCUCAUAAAAUGUAUUUCUUACCUCUCGA